AUGUUCUCAGCUUCCCACAGGGGGGUGAUAUUUCUUGUUGGGAUCUUCCUUUUGGCCAUGACGCUGGACUCGGUAUGGGCCCUCUCUACUCACGCUUCAGUCCAAACAACGAUGGAAGCGACGGCAACCUCCAGUGUGGUAAGUUAUAAAAUGGAGGAGGAUAUUUACCUUCUUGUGCAGGAUAUAGUACGUACUGUAGUUUAUCUUUCUCUGUCAGCCGUGUUUGCUGGAUUAACCAUUGGUAUCAUGUGCAUGGAUGCAUUAACAAUUGACAUUAUAGCAACCAGUGGUGUGGAGCCCGACCGAACGUAUGCCUCUCAAAUUUUACCCCUAAGACGCCAAGGACAUCAGACGUUAUGCACAUUGAUUUUAUCCAACAUGUUGUUUAACGUUUUAGUUGUACAACAAGUAGGUGUGGUUUUGGACCGUGUCCAUGAGCUUCGUGGUUUGGGUUCUAUGGGAGAGGCAUUGAAGAAUAAUGACAAUCUCGCAUCAUUUGUUAUAAGCGCUUUGGCUAUUCUUAUUUUUACGGAGGUAAUCCCAAUGUCUAUCUGUAAGUCGAAGUAUUCACUUCGUAUUGCCGCAGCUGGAUGUAUACUUGUGCGUAUUGCCAUGGUGUUGGUGUACCCCGUUGCAAGAUUUCUUGGGUGUUUACUUGAUAUCUUCGUGCCGCACGACGCGGGACAGAUUUACGACCGCAAUGAGCUACGUAAGCUGAUGAUGCUUCACUGUGAGGCGCAUGGUGACCGCAGCGGCCUCGUUAGGUCAGAGGUGCAGCUUUUGAUGGCCGCGAUGGACUUUCAUGAGCGAAAGGUCUCUGAUAUUAUGACCCCUAUUGAACAGACCACUGUGGUGAAGGCGGAGGAAAUCAUCACUACAAAACUAAUCGAAUGGUUGUGGGCGUGUGGCUGUUCACGCAUUCCUGUGGUGCAGGUGCCAAACAACUACAUUGGUGUUCUCCUUGUAAAGGAUCUGCUGAUGGUGCCAAUGCCGAUUAAUGAUGUGGAUCCCAUUACAAUUGGUGAACUAGUUAAGGCUAAAUCUCGAGGUUUUGUCACUGUGAACCUCAACGCAUCACUGCCGUCACUCCUUCGAGCGCUUCAACACGCCAAAACACACAUGUUUCUUGUCACAAGCGAGGUGAAACUGGAUGAAGCGACCGCCAAAGAAGGCGACCAAGCCAUUGUUUUUCAUUCCCCUAUUCGAAAGUCUUGCUUCGAGAAGGGUGAAAAAAUUGUGGGUAUUGUGACUCUAGAAGAUGUCACAGAGGCGUUGAUCAAAGAGGAAAUAUACGAUGAGUAUGACAGCCAUGAAUUUUCUGUGGACGAUUACUCGAAUUGUCUCUGUGCCUCUGUGAGUAUUCAUACAGAAGGGAUACUCAUGCCUCUUCAAGAACCAAAACGGGUUCCUAGGGCAAAUUUUUACUCCUAUUACGUUCAUAAUUUGCAAAAUAUUGCUUUAACAGAAUCACAGGUGUGGUCUGUUGCGUACUAUUUAACUCGAACUGUAACUGCCUUUUUUUUGUGGCAUCCAGGCUACGUUAAAAUGCUCUUGGAUGAAUGUGGUGAUGAGCAACUUAUUCCGCUUGCGACACCUGUUGCAGAGGAGGCCUCAGUGGAAGCCUCACGAAUCAGUUUGCAACAUUUUUCACCGAGGUCUUCACUGGUUAUGUCUGAGCGAUCUGAAUCAACACGGAUUUCACCAUAUUAUUCAUUGGAGGCCUCCAAUGUGGAUCUUUGCACGAAUCCGCUUUCCGUGGUGCGGGAUGAACGGUUUAUACUAUACCGUGAGGGUGUGGCGACCAAUAUUUUUACGCUCGUGCUUGGCGGCGAGGUCGUGGUCUCUGUGUGUCCCAGCCAUUUUCCGCUUAAGCGACGAAGUUUUCAGUGGUUGGGAGAGGGCGCAUUAACAUCGUUGAGCUAUACCCCUGACUUUGACGCUGUGGUUUUGUCUCCAACACGGCUGUACCGUAUUCCACAGGAGCUGUAUACACGGUACCUUGGCUAUAACGACGUCUAUAGUAAAACAUAUGAUAAAUGUGUGAUGAGUAUUGGAUCCGCAGAUGUGGUUCAACGUUCGCCAACAAAUGUGUCGUUAACGCAACGAUCAGAAGGUCAUGGACAACUCCAGUCUCGAGGUGAUGACAAGGAGGGGUUAUUGCGACGCCGAAACGAAAGCAAUUUAUAUGGAACUUUUGAAUAG
Messenger RNA from Trypanosoma rangeli, 2202 nucleotides. RefSeq names its product putative receptor-type adenylate cyclase GRESAG 4. The record is from RefSeq and is a predicted model, not a curated record. The coding region runs from base 1 to 2202 and encodes 733 amino acids. The transcript has a single exon. Gene Ontology annotation, biological process: magnesium ion homeostasis. NCBI's taxonomy places the organism in Eukaryota, Euglenozoa, Kinetoplastea, Trypanosomatida, Trypanosomatidae.